UAACAUUGAUAACAAAUAUCAAAAUCUCGCCUUUUUUUUCUUCUCGAUAAUUAUGUUAAAUCAUGCCAAAAGUUAAACCUAAAUUAAAAACUUCAUUAUUAAAACUUCAGCAAGAGAAAAAAUAUCGAGAUAAAAUAAAUUCAUUAUCAUCAACUCCAUAUUCAAAACCAAAAAAUAAGAAUAAAACAACUUUUAUUAAACCACCACCACCACCACCGUAUAAACCUGAAGAUAAAAUAUUGUUGUUAGGAGAAGGAAAUUUUAGUUUUGCACAUUCAUUAGCUAAAAAUAUUCUUCAAACAGGUCAUUUUAUUACAGCGACGUGUUUAGAUUCUAAGAAAACUUUAAAUAAGAAAUAUGAAGAUGCAAAAGAUCAUAUAAAAUCUUUUACUGAAUAUGGUGGUCAAAUAAUUUAUGAGGUUGAUGCCACACAAUUAGAAAAAUGUAAAUUAUUAAAGGACAAAAGAUUUGAUAAAAUCGUAUUCAAUUUUCCUCAUGCGGGAUUGGGAAUAAAAGAUCAAGAUAGAAAUAUAUUAUCAAAUCAAAAAUUAUUGCAAGCAUUUUUUAAUUCGGCUAUACCAUUUUUAUCAUCAAAGUCUCUUUAUUCAGAUAUAAAUGAUGGCGAAAUACAUGUAACAAUGAAAACAGUUGAACCAUAUAAUCAAUGGAAUAUAAAACAAUUGGCUAAAUCAACAGGUCAAUUAGCAAUUAAGGAAUCAAUUGAUUUUAUACCAGAUCAAUAUCCUGGUUAUGAACAUAGAAGAACUUUAGGUUAUCAGAAAGGAAAGAGCAAAAAUUCUAAUGAUGAAAUUUUAUCCAAAAAACCAAAAACUAUUAUCAUUUGUAGAAAGGAAUCGUUGGAAUUAGAGAAAUUACAAAAAGAGGCUGCCAAGAAUGAUGAUGAUGAUGAUGAUGAUGGAAAACCAAGUGUGAAAAAUAAGAAAAAAAAAAAUAUGGGAAAAAAGGUUAAAUUUAAUUUGAAUAAUUUUUAAUAAUGAUUAUAUUUGCUUCUUAUAAAUAAAUUCCUAUUAUUACCAAUUAAGAAUUUAAUAUAUUUAAAAUAAUAUGUUGAUAAAUAAUAUUCAAUACGUAAUUAUUUAAACUGGAUCAUAAGUUUUAUGCGAAAUUUUUAGUCUAUUUGACUAUUAGUAAACCGAAUUUUUUUGCCAUAAAUCAACAAAUUUUAAACUUUCAAAUUUAUUGAAAGAACAAUUAUAAUUAUAUUCUAUAAACAUUGCCAAACCUAUGCUCUUUUAAAUAUUCUCCACCAUAUUCUUGAUAUUCUUGACGAGUUACAGCAUAUUUAUAAAAAUCUUCCGUUCUAGCCCAUAAUGCAGCACCACGCCAUGCAU
Messenger RNA from Rhizophagus irregularis DAOM 181602=DAOM 197198, 1352 nucleotides. RefSeq lists its product as uncharacterized. Gene Ontology annotation, molecular function: rRNA (uridine-N3-)-methyltransferase activity. Lineage: Eukaryota; Fungi; Glomeromycota; Glomeromycetes; Glomerales; Glomeraceae. Gene Ontology annotation, biological process: rRNA base methylation. The record is from RefSeq and is a predicted model, not a curated record.